AGGUUUAUUGUAAGUCAAAGUGGUGUUAAGACAAGAUCAUUUGGUGAGAAAAUGUUGGGAAUAGCGUUGAUUAUUACGGUAUUUGUGCUGUGGUUUCUCCACUACCUCUGGAGGGAUUGGGACCUCUAUCGUGUGGCUUGGAAGAUGCCAGGACCCUUUAUGCUACCCUUAAUUGGGAAUACCUACUGUACUCUUGGAAUGUCUCAUGAAGGAAUUCUGGACUAUUUGCGCCUACUUUCCCAUAAAUACCCUAGCCCCAUGAGAUUCUGGUUGGGUCCUAAGCUUUUUAUACUGAUCUCGAAGCCUGAGGAGUGUCAGGUGGUCUUUAAUGCUCAGGAAUGUCUCAGUCGAGAUGAUAUUUAUGAUUAUAUAAAGUCCUUUACCGGAGAUGGUCUUGUUACCCUUCCUGCUGCAACAUGGAAAGACCAUAGGAAAUUCCUCAAUCCUUGCUUUAGUUUGAAAAUCCUUCAGAGCUACAUGCCAAUCUUCAACAAUGAAGUCAAAACCCUUAUUGGUCGCCUAGGUCAGAAGAUAGGAUCAGGAUCUUUUGACAUGUACGACAUGAUGGAUGCUUGUGCUUUAGAUGUUGUCUGCCAAACAACUCUAGGAACUCAGAUGAAUAUUCAAAAGAAUGAAAAUAUGGAUUACCUUGACGCGGCCAACAGCCUCCUGGCCAUCAUGACAACGCGCAUCUUUAACCCAUUCUACCACUCAGACUUCAUCUUUAAGCUCAGCAAGUGGGCCAAGUUGGAACAGAAGAAUUCAGACAUUACCUUUGGCUUUGUCGAUGAUAUCCUGCAGAGGAAGAAGGCAGCAUAUAAGAAAGCAAUGCCCAUUGAGGAUAAGUCUGCAUUGGAUGAGAAUACGUCGUUCAAGUCCCCUCAACUGUUCAUUGAUCAAUUGCUGAAGCUUUCCAUGGAAGGAAAUUACUUUAACGACACGGACGUAAAGAAUGAGGCCAACACCAUUGUAGCAACGGGAUACGAAAGCACAGCCCUCAUCACAUCCUAUUGCAUCCUCAUGCUGGCCAUGCAUCAGGAUAUGCAGCAGAAAGCCUAUGAGGAAAUCAAGAGUGUCAUACCAAAGACUGGAGAUGAUGUCAAGUACGACGAUCUGGGACAACUGGAUUAUGUGGAACGUUGUCUCAAGGAAACCAUGAGGCUGUAUCCCACAGUUCCUGUUGUGGCACGAAAAGUCGAUGCUCCAUUCAAACUCGACAAAUACACAAUCCCUGCGGGUACUCACAUUGUUAUUGGGGUUAUGGAGAUGCAAAGGAAUCCAGAAUAUUGGGGUCCAGAUUCUGAGAAAUUCAAUCCAGACAACUUCCUCCCGGAAAACAUUGAAAAGGUCCAUCCAUAUGCCUACGUCCCCUUCAGUGCAGGUCCCAGAAAUUGCCUGGGCAUGAAGUACGCCUACAUGCUCCUAAAGGUGAUUAUGGUACACCUACUGAGCAAUUACCGCUUCACGACGGAUAUAAAAUUCGAAGAAAUUCGCCAUCGGGUUGACAUCACGCUCAAGUUGACCAACAAGCACAUGGUUCACGUGCAUAGACGCGAAUUUGGCGGGAAAGCCAUGAUUGUGUUUGUGCUUUUGGGUGUAAUUUGUGUAUUCUAUCUCUAUGAUUUGUGGAUAAAUCGUGAAUUCUACAGGACAGCCCGUAAACUUCCGGGUCCCGUUGCAUUUCCCAUUAUUGGAAGUGCUUAUCACUUUAUCGGAUUGUCCAAUGAAGGGAUUCUCCAUGUUUUGGAUUACCUAACGACAAAAUUCACCACCCCACUGGGUUACUGGUUGGGUACAAAAUUCUUCAUUCUGUUGACAAAGCCAGAGGAUUGCCAAGUUGUUCUCACAUCCCCUCACUGUCUCAAUCGCGAUGAUGUUUAUGACUUCACGAGGAGCUAUGCUGGAGAUGGAUUAAUCGCACUCAAGAAUCCAGCAUGGAAGGAACAUCGCAGAUUUCUCAAUCCCUGCUUCAGCCUCAAGAUCCUCCAAAGCUUUAUGCCCAUCUUCAACAAAGAGGUCAAAAUCAUGGUGGAAAGGCUCAAGAAACAAGCAGAUGAUGGUGGUACCUUCGAUAUGUACAAAUAUAUCGAUGCUUGUACACUGGAUAUGGUUUGUCAAACCACAUUGGGAACUGAGAUGAAUAUUCAGAAGAAUGAGAACGAGGAAUUCCUCUAUGCGGGCAAUAAACUUUUGGAAAUCAUGACACAUCGGAUUUUCAAGCCUUGGUACCACCUCGACUGGGUAUUUCGUCUCACAAAAAUGUAUCAUGAGCAGAAGCGCUGCUCCAACAUCACGUACUCCUUCAUUGGGAAGAUUUUGCAGAACAAGAAACGGGACAUGCAGAAUAAGAAUCACAGGAAUGCCGAACGAGAAGUUGUGACGAAGCCUGAGGAUGAUUUUGAUGAGAAAGGCUCCUUCAAGUCACCUCAAAUCUUCAUUGAUCAACUCCUAAAGCUCGAAGGGAGUCACUUCAAUGACUGGGAUAUGCUCAGUGAAGCCAGUACAAUUGUAGCAGCGGGAUAUGAAACCUCCGCUCUGAUGAUUGCCUACGCCAUUCUAAUGCUUGCCAUGUACCCAGAAUACCAACAGCGAGUCUUUGAAGAAGUCAAGAGCGUCUUCCCGAACAAGGACUUUGAAAUAGCUUACGAUGAUCUCAACAAAUUAGAAUUCACUGAGAGAGUCAUCAAGGAAACAAUGAGACUCUUCCCAGCUGUUCCUGUAAUGGCUAGAAAUGCAACACAAACAUUUGACCUCAAUGGAAUAACCAUUCCCGCCGGUACAGCCAUUGUUAUUGGUACAAUAACAAUGCAAAGAGAUGAGCAAGUUUGGGGUCCUGAUGCUAAGAAGUUCAAUCCCGAUAAGUUUUUGCUUGAGAACUGGGAGAAACAGCAUCCCUACAGCUUCAUCCCCUUCAGUGCUGGCCCUAGGAAUUGCAUCGGCUUCAAGUACGGCAUGAUGUCUAUGAAAACAGCCAUAGCUCACACAAUCCGGAACCUCAAGUUCUCCACGAAGCUGAAGCUGGAGGAGCUGCGCUUUGAAAUUGAUGUCACACUGAAGCUGGUCAAUCAACAUUUGGUAACGGUUGAAAGACGCCACGAGUAAUUCCAGCAUGUACCAGUACCUUUGCCCUGUUCCUUCUUCGACAUUAAACUCCCCAGAAAUGAGAUUAACAAUAAAGUGUGUUUUUUGCCAAAGGAAAAAAA
Phlebotomus papatasi is the source of this 3203-nucleotide messenger RNA. RefSeq lists its product as uncharacterized. Bases 52 to 3102 code for a protein of 1016 amino acids. The record is from RefSeq and is a predicted model, not a curated record. Lineage: Eukaryota; Metazoa; Arthropoda; Insecta; Diptera; Psychodidae. Gene Ontology annotation, molecular function: heme binding; iron ion binding; monooxygenase activity. The transcript has 14 exons.